This is a messenger RNA of Drosophila hydei, 1660 nucleotides long. RefSeq lists its product as uncharacterized. Gene Ontology annotation, biological process: regulation of transcription by RNA polymerase II; mesoderm formation. NCBI's taxonomy places the organism in Eukaryota, Metazoa, Arthropoda, Insecta, Diptera, Drosophilidae. The record is from RefSeq and is a predicted model, not a curated record. The coding region runs from base 552 to 1472 and encodes 306 amino acids. Gene Ontology annotation, molecular function: protein dimerization activity; DNA-binding transcription factor activity, RNA polymerase II-specific; RNA polymerase II cis-regulatory region sequence-specific DNA binding. The transcript has 2 exons. Gene Ontology annotation, cellular component: nucleus.
UGAGCUCCGUCGGUGCGCUUGUGUAUAUCAUAUACGAAGAAUGCUGCUGCAAAGAAAAGUGAACUCAAACUCAAGUCGAGACGACGACGGUGGCGACGACAACGAUCCAUAAAGCCAGUUGCCCAUAAGCCAAACGCGACUUCAGCAUUGCACACGCGCAUCAUCUUCGACUCUCGCUGACAAUAGAAGGAAAUUAAGCCGCAGUCACCUUUGUUAUUAUCGGGGUUGCUGCUGUUGUUGUUGUUGUUGUUGUAGUUGUUGCUGUUGUUGCUGCUGCUGCUCUGGCAGGUACACAAAAGGAAAAGCCGACACACGUACCCGAUCACGAUCCUUGUUGACACACGUACUAAAAGCCACUCCAUCAACUAGCUGACGCCAUGAGCAGCAGCUCCAAUGAUGAAUAGAUAGGAAAAACAGUUUUCAUUGAAUUCGCUUCUAGCGCAGCUCAUGCAUCGACCAGCGACGAUCCCUAAACGACAAAAACAAAACCGAAAGUGGGGAUCAUUGGCCAGCGACAGGUCGUCGUCAGCGGACGUCAAUCGGCUUAAGCGAUGAGCGAUCAACUGUUGAGCGCUGCCACGGAUGAUGAUCCACCAGCACUGAUACCGACGCCAGUGUCAUUGCCCAGCGCUUAUGUUGAUGCGGAUGCAUCUGCAGAGCAGCCCGUGCUCUUGGAGCUGGGCGCUGCCCAGCCACCGGCAGCGAGUCUCAACUAUACGCUGUCACCGGAUGGCGCUGCGAUGCUCACCUAUACAGCGCCCACCCACGCCCACAUCAGCUAUUCGCCCACAUUGAUGUCCAGUUAUGAGAAGCAGCAUAACCUCAGCCUGAUUGGGCCGGGAAUAGGUAGCAGUUCCGCCUACAGCAUUAGCAUACCACAGACUGUGUCCAUGUGGCAUGAUGGCUGCGCGCCGCUUGAGCCCAAGCGCAGCGAACUGGUCGCCGUGCCGCCGCCCACAUAUAUGACAUAUAGCGGGGGUGGCAGUGGUGGCGGUGGUGUUGGUGCAGUGGAGGUGGAGAUUGCGAAGGAACAGAACCCGGCAUGGCGCGAAAAGGCGCUACAAAUGGAGAAAGACUACAGACGCACGGCCUGUGAUAGGGAGCGCACGCGCAUGCGUGACAUGAAUAAAGCCUUCGAUCUGCUGCGCUCCAAGUUGCCCAUCUCGAAGCCCAAUGGCAAGAAGUACUCCAAAAUCGAGAGCUUACGCAUCGCCAUCAACUACAUUAACCAUCUGCAGGCCAUGCUGCGCGAGAAUCAUGUGCUGCCCGAAACGGAGCUGGUUUCGUUCAAGUGCAGUAGUCGCUCUCUGCACUACGAUAGCCAGAGCCAACACCUCAGUCACUCCGCUGGCUAUGACUAUGAGAACACCGCCUCAGCGGCUGCUUCAUCACAGAAUGGCUGCACCUGGAGCGGUGGCAGCAGCAGCUCGCCCAACUAUGAGAGCAACUCCAAGGAUCAUUGGAACACGUAGUUAUCCUUGGUCAGCACGGUUACAGUGCCAUUGCCAAAGAAAGUUUCGGAAUAUGGAAAGUUUUCAUCAUACAGUGACUCUUUGAUUUGUAUAUAUCGUAUAAUACCAGUGUACCAUGGGUAGCUUUCACCUGUUUUUCAGUUGAAAAAAAUAUAAAAUAAACCGAAACAGUAAUCAAACUUUUAAUA